Tarenaya hassleriana is the source of this 1791-nucleotide messenger RNA. Its product is annotated as reticuline oxidase-like protein. The transcript has a single exon. The record is from RefSeq and is a predicted model, not a curated record. Bases 72 to 1667 code for a protein of 531 amino acids. NCBI's taxonomy places the organism in Eukaryota, Viridiplantae, Streptophyta, Magnoliopsida, Brassicales, Cleomaceae. Gene Ontology annotation, molecular function: oxidoreductase activity; FAD binding.
AAAGAAAAUAAAAAAUCCCUAUAUAAAAGGACAGCAAAUGAAAAUAAAAAAUAAAUGAAAAAUAAAUCAAAAUGAAGAUAUUUACUUUCGUUCUCAUUUUCAUCUCCAUCUUUGUUUCAAGUUCAUCCGCUAAUAAUACAGAUUCCACCUACGAGAUUCUUCUCGCGUGUUUCACCAAAUACACGGGACAAUCGGCGGGAAGCCUCUCCGACGUCGUUUUGCCACGUGGCAGCUCCUCCUUCGCCCCAGCUCUGAACGCUUACAUCAGAAACGCCCGCUUCAAUACCUCUACGUCACUAAAACCGACGGUUCUGAUCCUGCCACGUGUUUACCCCCACGUCCAGGCCGCCGUCGUCUGCGCCAGAACCCUAAAUCUCCGGCUGAAGAUCCGAAGCGGCGGUCACGACUACGACGGCCUCUCCUACACCUCCGCCGCGCCUUUCGUCGUCCUCGAUCUCUCUAACCUCCGGAAUAUCACCGUAGACGCGGCGGAGGACGGUGGAUCGGCCUGGGUGGAGGCCGGAGCCACGAUCGGAGAGCUAUACUACCAGAUCUGGAAGAAGAGCGAGAUCCAUGGCUUCCCCGCCGGAGUCUGUCCCACCGUCGGCAUCGGAGGUCAUAUCUCCGGCGGAGGAUACGGGAACAUGAUCCGGAGAUUCGGAUUGACGGUCGAUUACGUCGUCGACGCCAGAAUCGUCUCCGUAGACGGACGGAUCCUCGACCGGAAAGCGAUGGGAGAGGAUCUCUUCUGGGCGAUCCGCGGCGGCGGUGGCGGAAGCUUCGCCGUCGUCCUGGCGUUCAAAAUAAAGCUCGUGACGGUGCCGAGGACCGUAACCGUCUUCAGGGUCGUAGCGUCCAAUGACGAAAAUGCCCUCAACAUGGCCUAUAAAUGGCAAUUCGUGGCGCCAAGGACUGACACGCGUCUCUUUAUGAGGCUACUGUUAGCGUCGGUGACGGAGAAUAAGACACAGACGGUGCAAGUUAGCGUAAGAGGAUUGUUCUUGGGAAAUGCAAACGACGUCGUUUCGUUGCUCACAAAGGAAUUCCCCGAACUCGGUUUAAAGCACGAGAAUUGUACGGAGAUGACGUGGAUCCAAUCGGUUUUAUGGUGGGAUAACCACAAAGACGUGAAAACCGCUAAACCGGAAAUUCUUCUCGAUAGAGAACCCGGUUCAGCGAAAUAUCUCAAGAGAAAAUCGGAUUACAUGGAAACCGAGAUGACAAAAACCGAAUUAUACCGGUUAUUCCAGAAAUUGAAGACGGUAGAAAGAACCGGUUUGGUUUUGAAUCCGUACGGAGGGAAAAUGAACGAGACAUCAACGACGGAAACUCCAUUCCCGCACAGGCAAAAGCUAUACAAGAUUCAGCAUUCUACGACAUGGAACGAGCCAGGGACCGAACCCGAACGUCGGUUCUUGAGAUAUUGCCGAUCGGUUCACGAGUAUAUGACGCCGUUCGUGUCGAAAAACCCGAGGAGCGCGUAUUUUAACUAUAGGGAUAUCGAUAUCGGGGUUAAUAAUCACGGGAAUGAUAGUUAUCGGGAGGGAGAAAUUUACGGGAAAAUGUAUUUCGGAGAGAAUUUCGACCGGUUGGUACGAGUGAAAACCGAAGUGGAUCCGGGGAAUUUCUUCAGAAACGAGCAGAGUAUACCGACUUUGCCUCGGUAGAUAUAUUUUGAAUUUGGUUAUACAUAUACAUAUAGAAACCCAAACUCUCUUGAUGCAUGUUUCUAAAAUUAUAUAUAUAUAUAUAUAUACACAUAUAUAUAUAUAUAUAUCAUACAAUAAACUU